AUGGUCCAACUCGAAGAAGUCGAGGAUGCGGAGCUCGACCAAGCCCAACCCGGUCCCGUCGGAGACGACUACGACUCCGACGACUUUGUCGACACGGAUUCCGAGCUCUCAGACGACGAAAUCAUAUCAUCCGGCCCCCCCGCCGAAUCAAUCACAGACCGCCUCCUCGCCCUGCGCGACAUCCUGCCCCCCCGCUACCGACGCGCCCUAUCCUCCACGCUCAGCUCCACGCUCUCGGCGACGAAGACGGGCGCCUGGUGGGGCGGCAAGGGCCUCUGGGUGCUGACGACGGGCGCGGUGAUGCUGAGCGUGCCGUUCGCGGUGUGCAUGGUGGAGGAGCAGCAGAUUAUGGAGCAGGAGCGGGAGAUGAAGGCGCAGGAGGGGGCGAGGGAGGUGUUGGUGCCGGGGGUGGGGGCGGGGCCGGGCGCGGCGGGGAGUGGGUUGUAG
This is a messenger RNA of Letharia lupina, 447 nucleotides long. RefSeq lists its product as uncharacterized. The record is from RefSeq and is a predicted model, not a curated record. Gene Ontology annotation, biological process: intracellular protein transport. Gene Ontology annotation, cellular component: mitochondrial outer membrane. The transcript is spliced from 3 exons. Lineage: Eukaryota; Fungi; Ascomycota; Lecanoromycetes; Lecanorales; Parmeliaceae. The coding region runs from base 1 to 447 and encodes 148 amino acids.